Phycomyces blakesleeanus NRRL 1555(-) is the source of this 600-nucleotide messenger RNA. RefSeq lists its product as hypothetical. The transcript is spliced from 2 exons. Bases 1 to 600 code for a protein of 199 amino acids. The record is from RefSeq and is a predicted model, not a curated record. NCBI's taxonomy places the organism in Eukaryota, Fungi, Mucoromycota, Mucoromycetes, Mucorales, Phycomycetaceae.
AUGCCUGUCAUUCUGAAUUCUGCUGAACAACAUUCUCAAGAGCUAGGAUAUCGUUGGAGUCCCACCAAGUGCAUGAUCCUUCACCAUUCUUGUUCUCUUUCUCCUUUGUCAUUCUCUCUCUACAAUGUGCCUAUUCCUCAUGCUCAUUCGUUUCCUUACCUUGGUGUUCCCUUCUCAGCAAAGGGGACUAUUGAUCCAUCUCUUCUCAUCUCUCGUAAUUGUGUCUCUGCUAUCAACAGCAUGCGUGCUCUUCAAUCACUUGGUGUCAAUCACACUGGGUUGUCACGUCUACUCUCAAUUCGUUUGUAUCGCCAGUUUAUUCGUCCACAAUUUGAGUAUGGCCUGGCAAUAUCCUGCUUCAACAUCAAACAAGUUGCUGUGCUUGAAAAGGCCCAGAACACAUGCUUACGCAUGAUUUUUGGAGGUCACUCCACAUCUUCUACAUCUGUUUUCCGUCACCUUGGGAAUCUUCCUAGCAUGAGGGAGAGGAUCUUGACUCUUGGUUUCAAGUUUGUAUAUCGUGCUUUCUGGUUGCCUGAUGAGGCUCUGUUUACUCUUCUUCGACCUAGCCUAAAGAAAGAUCAGAACGAAUUUGCAUAG